GUCUGUUUAGCCCUAAUACCUGCCAUUGUUUACCUUGUCAUGAAGUUUUCGUCUGCUGAAAUGUUUCGUUGCAGGGUGGUCUAAUCUGUCUAAUCUUAUUAGAGGAAGACCUUGGUUCCUCAUCUCCCUUUAUUCAGGCUCACUGUUUAGUCGUUUGAUUAAUUACCGAUACGAUUGGCAAGUUUCAUCUUCGUUGGUCCAUAGUCCACACUCCACACCUGAGUACAUUAUCAGAUUGCAUUUGCUACAUAUGCUUCUGAUUCUACACACAUACUUAUCAUAACGUGAUUCAUCCGGCAACUAAUUCCAUACUGUAGCUGCUGGUUAGUUUGAAGGCGACAGAAAUUCAAAAUGGCUCCAACAAAUGAGAAACGAGUGCCCUUUCCGCCAAAUCACAAAUUGUCGGUAGUUGAAGUAUUUGAUACGAAGACGGGUAAACCUCAACCCGAUGUGCUGAAACAGCAUUUCAUUUUGGAGGGUCGUAUCGAGGAGGCAGCUGCACUCCGAAUCAUAAACGAGGGAGCUAGCCUACUACGUCAAGAGAAGACUUUAAUCGAUAUUGAAGCGCCCGUCACAGUUUGUGGGGACAUUCACGGACAGUUUUACGAUUUGAUGAAACUGUUUGAAGUAGGCGGAUCUCCAGCCACUACAAAGUAUCUUUUCCUCGGGGAUUACGUCGAUCGGGGAUAUUUCAGCAUUGAGUGCGUCCUCUACCUGUGGACGCUGAAAAUUACCUACCCAACCACCCUCUUCCUGUUGCGGGGCAACCAUGAAUGCCGGCACCUGACGGAAUAUUUUACAUUCAAACAAGAAUGUAAAAUCAAGUAUUCGGAGCGCGUCUAUGACGCUUGCAUGGAGGCGUUUGAUUGCCUUCCUCUAGCUGCCCUGAUGAAUAAGCAGUUCUUCUGCGUCCAUGGUGGUCUCUCCCCUGAGAUCCACUCGCUCGAUGACGUCCGAAAACUGGAUCGGUUCAAGGAGCCACCGGCGUUCGGUCCCAUGUGCGAUCUCCUCUGGGCUGACCCUCUGGAAGAUUUUGACAAUGAGAAGAAUGGUGAACACUUUACUCACAACUCCGUUAGAGGUUGUUCUUAUUUUUACAGCUACGCAGCCUGCUGUGAAUUCCUUCAGCAGAACAAUCUUUUGUCAAUUAUUCGAGCGCAUGAAGCUCAGGAUGCUGGUUACCGAAUGUACCGAAAAACCCAAGCGACUGGUUUUCCUUCGUUGAUAACCAUAUUUAGCGCUCCUAAUUACUUGGACGUCUAUAAUAAUAAGGCGGCUGUGCUGAAGUACGAGAAUAAUGUGAUGAAUAUCCGGCAGUUUAACUGUUCACCUCAUCCCUACUGGCUACCCAAUUUUAUGGAUGUAUUCACCUGGUCUCUCCCCUUUGUUGGAGAGAAAGUGACUGAAAUGCUGGUCGGCGUCUUGAACAUUUGUUCCGACGACGAACUCGUUUCUGAGGGCGAAGAGAGUCUUGAAGACGCUGCUAUUCGUAAAGAGGUGAUCCGCAACAAGAUUCGAGCUAUUGGUAAAAUGGCCCGUGUCUUUUCCGUGUUAAGAGAGGAGAGCGAAAGUGUGCUCCAACUGAAAGGGUUAACCCCUUCUGGCUCACUACCUCUUGGCGCCCUUUCUGGAGGCAAAACAACGUUAAGAAACGCCAUGCAAGGAUUCUCUCCUACUCAUGAAAUCCGAUCAUUUGAAGAGGCCAAAGGCUUGGACGCCAUCAAUGAGCGCAUGCCACCUCGAAAUGAUGCUUGUCCUCCGGUCAGCGAAGCGACAAACUAUUCGAGUGUGUCACCCACUCUAAUUGCGGCGACGGAGACAGCUGUGGUGACUGAGGUCAUUUCUAAUCCAGUGCCAACAAAAGUAGAUGUGGAGUAAGUGGCGACUUAAAUAGUAGCGGAACAGGAAUUUUUUUUUUUUUUUUUUUUUUCAUUCCAUGAUUCCCUUUUUUUUUGUGUUUAAAUUCUGUUUGUUUUGUAUAAUUCUGUUUAACUAUUAUUUUUGGAUGUUAUUUCUUCCCCUCAUCUAUACCACCUCCCGUCGUCUCUUUCUCUCGUUUACGCCCACACGACUGAAAGUCAUUACUCGAUUAUUCACAGUUCAUGAUAAUAAUCAUAAUCGUUAAUCCAUGAUCCAUGACCAAGUAAAUAUUAUCUAGUUGUGGUAAAAAUGAGGAAUCAAAAAGCUUUAUUAACCGAUCUCGUUGGUACUAACUCGAAGGCAGAGAUAUUCGGGGAGUAAACACAGUUUCUUGACUGUGGCUUUUAGUCAAUUCCCACCCAAUACUGAACCAAUGAAAACCAACCAAAAAAUUAUUUAAAUUUCGGGGUGAAUUUUCUGAAUUCCUAAAUCUAAUUUAAGAAAUCUAAUUUUCGUCGCUAAUUUAAUAAAUUUUGAUUGUCCAAAUUCUUACCGGAUGAAUGAUUAUCGGAAUUAUAACCAAAAAUCAGUCCAGUUGACUGCAUAUAAAAUCCACAUAGAGAGUGCACUCCCCAAGAAAGAGAGAGGCGACCAUUACAAACAGAGAGAAGCGUAUUCAAAAUUUUUAUAAAAGAUUUAAAAUAUUUACGGCUAUUUUAAUGAUUUCAGAUGAUGUUUAAAAUUCUAAACAAAUUUUAAUGUGUCAAAUCCCAACCCGCCCGAGAAAAAUUAUGCGUGUUGUCAUGUGUUAGCAAAAUGUUUCGUGAUAGGUAGAAGUAGGAUGACAUUUCACAUUGUCAUUGCUGUGAACAGCAAAUAAAACGGAACGUUUUUAAGUAAAUUUUAUUCUGGAUGUAGUAACCAAAGUCCUCCUCCUCAUCUGAUUAUAGUCUGAUCGCUUGUCAUUCAUACCCCCAUUAUUAACUAAAUACAACUUAAAUAAAAAAGU
Messenger RNA from Daphnia pulicaria, 2869 nucleotides. Its product is annotated as serine/threonine-protein phosphatase 2B catalytic subunit 2-like. Gene Ontology annotation, biological process: calcineurin-mediated signaling. Gene Ontology annotation, molecular function: calmodulin binding; calmodulin-dependent protein phosphatase activity. Lineage: Eukaryota; Metazoa; Arthropoda; Branchiopoda; Diplostraca; Daphniidae. The coding region runs from base 352 to 1878 and encodes 508 amino acids. The record is from RefSeq and is a predicted model, not a curated record. Gene Ontology annotation, cellular component: cytoplasm; calcineurin complex. The transcript is spliced from 14 exons.